AGGUAGGGAGGGAGGAAGGGAUGGAGAAGGUGAAGAUGAUAAGCCCAUUUAGACUCUCCUCUCUUCUUCGUCUCGAGAAAGACCCGAAAUUGGCUCUCCAGUUAUUCCGAAACCCUAACCCUGACAUCUCUCAGAAACUCUUCCGUUACAGCCUUCUUUCCUACGAUCUCAUCAUCUCCAAGCUCGGCCGUGCAAAAAUGUUCGAUGAAAUGGAGGAAAUCCUCGACCAGAUGAAAGAUGAGAAUCGGUUCUCUCCCAAAGAGGUUAUCCUCUGCAACGUCAUCACCUUCUACGGUCGUUCUCGCUCGUACGAGCAAGUUCUGCGAACCUACGAUCGUAUCUCCUCCUUUCGCUGCCAGAGAACGGUGAGGUCGUUGAAUUCUCUUCUCAAUGCACUCUUAAACUGUAGAAGACUUGAUAAGAUACGAGAAAUUUACUUGGAUAUUGAUCAAUACUCAUCUCCUGAUGCCUGUACGUAUAAUAUCCUUAUCAAUGCGGCUUGUAUGAGUAAUUCCUUGGAUGUUGCAUGGGAAUUGUUCGACGAAAUGCGGCGAAAGGGUAUUCAACCAAAUGUAGUUACUUUUGGAACUUUGAUUUCUGCCCUUUGCGAAAGUUCGAAGUUGGAUGACGCUUUUAGAUUGAAGGAAGACAUGCAGAGACUCUUCCAUGUAAAACCUAAUGCCUUCAUCUACGUUUCGUUGAUCAAAGGCCUUUGCAAGGCUAAUGAGUUGAACUUGGCUUUUAAGCUUAAAGAAGAGAUGUUGGUGGACAAUACACUUGGGAUGGAUUCGGCUGUUUAUACGACUUUGAUCAGUGCACUCUUUCAGUCUGGUCGAAAAGGAGAGGUUUCUGGCGUUCUAGAGGAAAUGAGAGAGGCCGGAUGCAAGCCUGAUACAGUGACAUACAAUGCGAUGAUCUCUGGGUUUUGUAUGGAGAAGGAUUUCGAUUCCGCCUUUGGUGUGUUAGAUGAAAUGGUGGGGAAGGGCUGUAAGCCAGAUGCCAUUAGUUACAACAUUGUUAUUGCUUGUCUUUGUAAGGAUGGGAGAUUGAGGGAAGCGUGCGAUUUGUUUGAAGAUAUGCCAAGGCGAGGGUGUGCUCCUGAUGUUGUAUCUUACCGCACAAUUUUUUAUGGGCUCUGUGAAGGGAUGGAGUUUAAGGAAGCGAUAUCUAUUCUAGACGAGAUGGUGUUCAAAGGGUUUGUCCCUCAUAGUUCCAGCUUACAGAAGUUUGUAGAUAGAUUGUGUAGGGAAGGUGAUAUGGAUAUGUUAAUGUCUGUUUUGAAUAGCCUAGCAAAGGGAAAUGCCAUUAAUGUUGAUACAUGGAAGAUGGUGACCACCAUUGUUUGCAAGAAGACUGAGUUGUUCAACAGAUCUGAGCUUGUUGAUAUGUUAUUACUCUAAUGGACAA
Molecule: messenger RNA, 1407 nt
Organism: Telopea speciosissima
Lineage: Eukaryota; Viridiplantae; Streptophyta; Magnoliopsida; Proteales; Proteaceae
Product: putative pentatricopeptide repeat-containing protein At1g53330
Exons: 1
Coding region: 21-1400 (459 amino acids)
Molecular function (GO): protein binding
Source: RefSeq, a predicted model, not a curated record